GUCAUUCAAACGGCAAAGAUGCCCCCCAAAAGAAGCGCACCCAAGACGGCUGCAGAAUCAGCUACCACUACAGUGAAAGGCAAAAAGACAGCGGCUGCUACUACGGCGAAAGCAACGGCAAAGACCACGACUGUCAAGAACCCAACAGACAAGCAGAAAAUCCCAGCGAAGCCCAAGAAGACCCUCAGGAAACAGAAAGUAGAGAAGCCUGCGACAGCUUCCAAGAAAGGCAAAACCGGCGACGCCAUUGCAAGCAAUACGGCAGGAGCUGCACCCGAGAAACCCAGGAAGCGGAAGGCGGAAAUUGUCGACGAAGCGCCAGCCCGCGAACUCAAUAAGGCUCGUGUCGCCAAGCCCCGUGUCACAAAACCGAAGCCGAAGGUGGUUAUUAACCAUGCACCAACCACUCGACUGAAUGUCUAUGUUUGCGGCGAGGGUAGCUCAGGUGAACUAGGCCUAGGAUCUACCACCAACGCAAUUGAUGUGAAGCGGCCGCGUUUAAAUGCCAACUUGCCAGCGGACGGUGUCGGCGUUGUGCAGGUCGCUGCUGGAGGCAUGCAUUGCGUUGCGCUUACGUCUGAUAACAAGAUCCUUACAUGGGGCGUCAAUGAUCAAGGCGCGCUUGGCAGGGACACUACUUGGGACGGAGGUUACAAAGAAAUUAACGAAGACAGCAAUGAGUCUGACUCGGACUCCGAUUAUGACCUUGCUUUGAAUCCCUACGAAUCGAUCCCCACUGCUAUUCCUUCCGAAGCUUUCCCAGAAGGCACUAUCUUCGUUGAAGUUGCUGCCGGCGAUAGCUCGAGCUUUGCCCUUACGGAUGACGGCCAAGUCUAUGGUUGGGGCACAUUUAGAAGCAAUGAUGGCAUCCUAGGUUUUGAUGCCAACCAUAAAGUUCAGCUUACGCCUAGUCUGAUAUCAUCAUUGAAAAAGAUCAAGCAUAUGGCGUGUGGCGAUAACCAUGCUUUGGCACUUGACAAUAAAGGGGCUGUGUUUUCAUGGGGCUCGGGCCAGCAAAAUCAAUUGGGUCGUCGUAUCAUUGAGCGAAAUAGACUGAACGGCCUCCAGCCGCGCGAGUUUGGUCUGCCUAAGGACAUCGUGCAUAUCGGUUGUGGUGCCUUCCAUUCUUUUGCUAUCCAUCAGUCAGGAAAGGUUUACGCGUGGGGGUUGAACAGUUUCGGCGAAACGGGUAUCAGGGCCGGUGCCGGUGACGACGAAGCUGCUAUUGUUCACCCUACUGUUGUAGAUUCGUUGUCAGGAAAGAUUAUCACACAAAUCUGCGGAGGGGCUCAUCAUUCGCUUGCUAUUGCAAACGAUGGCGAGUGCCUUGUCUGGGGUCGAUUGGACGGUCACCAGACAGGUCUGAAAAUUGACAGUCUGCCCGACGAGGCAGUAAUUAAGGACGAGCGUGGGCGCGCUCGUAUCCUGAUAGAGCCCAAACCCGUCCCUGGAAUCAAGGUCAAUGCUGUUGCGGCUGGCUCUGACCAUUCAAUUGCUAUUGAUGUGGACGGUCGGCCCUGGUCUUGGGGCUUUUCCGCCACCUAUCAAACGGGCCAGGGUAUACAGGAUGACGUUGAAGUAGCUACUAUCAUCGAGAAUACUGCCGUUCGAGGAAAGAAGCUGAACUGGGCAGGCGCUGGUGGCCAAUUUUCCGUGUUUACGGAGCCUGCGGCACUAGCACAAGCUAUAAAAUAGGACAGGAAUCACGUGGUGCCAUUGCCACGGCUUGUUUCGUGACCUGGAUCAUCGUUGGAUCAUAUUGACGCCAACAUAUUCUUUGCUGUCAUGGCCUGUGAACAUGAUGUUUGUAUGUAUUGAAUUUGGAAUUUCUUAUAUUUCAAAUGUAAUCGGAUACUCUCAGGUGAGAGCGACGGGACAUAAGAAGCUAAAGGAUAUGAUGACAGUUUGUAAAUCAUGACUAUUUUUAAGUAU
This is a messenger RNA of Aspergillus sclerotioniger CBS 115572, 1932 nucleotides long. Its product is annotated as RCC1 domain-containing protein. The record is from RefSeq and is a predicted model, not a curated record. Gene Ontology annotation, cellular component: cytoplasm. Gene Ontology annotation, molecular function: guanyl-nucleotide exchange factor activity. NCBI's taxonomy places the organism in Eukaryota, Fungi, Ascomycota, Eurotiomycetes, Eurotiales, Aspergillaceae. The coding region runs from base 19 to 1695 and encodes 558 amino acids. The transcript is spliced from 2 exons.